Stylonychia lemnae is the source of this 1017-nucleotide messenger RNA. The record is from the annotation of a GenBank genome assembly. NCBI's taxonomy places the organism in Eukaryota, Ciliophora, Spirotrichea, Sporadotrichida, Oxytrichidae.
AUGUGUUAUUUUUCAAUCAUUUUCAAGCUAAAACUUGGCAAAAAAUCUAAACUCAAGUGCUCGAUUGACGUUGCAAGGGUUGACCAGGUCCAAUCUCAAUAAUUAGAGGUGAUUUUCUAUCAAUGGUUAUAAUGUCUGAAAACUCAGUCGAACACUUAACAUGCUACUUAUAAAAUCUUUUACCUCCCUGAAACAACAUUGAGAGCAUCCCUUUCAAUAUUUUCUUUCUUGAAACAAACUGGAGGACUUAGCAAAAACUACCAAUGCUGGAAUAUUAUCAAAGUUUAAAUGGUAGAAAAAUAUAAUAUGGAUUCUCAAUUAUCCUUUGCUUAUCUUGAUCCAGAUAAAUACGCUUCCUAAGAUAUGGAAAUGGAUAAUUAUUUCGUUUGCCCUAUUUGCUUGGGUGUAGUAAUUGAUCCAUAGGUAUGUCAACACUGUGAUAAAGCUUACUGCAAAAGUUGUUUAGUGGAAAACAUGCAAUGCGCCAACAGAUGUGGAAGUAAUCAGUAUAGAAAGAUCGGUCGCUUCGCAAUGAAUACUCUUAAUGCUUUUCCAUUCAAAUCUGUAUUGUAGGAAAAAAUAAACUUGAUUGAAUAGAAGUAGUAAGUAAAUAACGAUUUGCCGCAACUUCAAGGUGGACUUGUUGUUUCUCAUUAGGGUGUGAUAGAAUUAGUAAAAUGCCCAGAUAAUCAUGAUAUGAAAAAGUAUUCAGGAAAUCCAUAUAAUAAUGGUUCUGUGAAAUGUGAUGUUUGUUACUCAAAUGAUAUUAAUGAUUAGAAAUUUUUCUUUAGAUGUAUUGGGAACUGCAAUUUUGAUGUCUGCUCAAGUUGCUAUGUACUUAUUCUAUUUGAUUAGAGAGAGAUUAUUGAAUAGAUUUAGGAAUCUAUUUAACCUAAGGAUAAAACUAGCCUAUUUUCAUCAUUGAAGAAACCUUUUGAUAAGCACAAAACAAAUGUGAAGCUGAAGGAUUCAAUGAACAAAUUAAACAUUACUAAGCUGAUGUUCUCAAAGUAAUGA